AUGUUUGGAUGGGGUGUUAAUUUACAUGGUCAACUUGGUCUAGGAUCAUCAUUAACAUCUAGUUUUAUACCAACACCACAACGUAUUGUAUUUUUUAAUGAUCAUAUAUGUAUACAAGUUGCAUGUUCACUAACCCACUCAAUAUUUUUACUUGAUGACGGAAGUGUUUAUUCUGCAGGAAAUAAUGAAUAUUCACAAUUAGGUCGAGAAGGAAAAACAUCGAUACCAGAAAGAGUAACCUUACCACAAAAUGAUGAAGGUGUACAAGUCGCAUGUGGACAAUAUUUUUCAGUUUGUCUUACAGCAAAUGGAAAAAUUAUUGUUUGGGGUUCUAUUAGUGGAAAAAUAACAAAUGAUGAUGGAUUUUUUUAUAAUAAGCCUGAAUAUCUAGGAGGAUUUACUGAUAAACGAGUAGUACAAAUUGCUUCAGGAUAUAAUCAUUGUCUUGGAUUAACGGAUGAUGGUACAGUCUACGCAAUAGGAAUUAAUACACAUGGGCAGCUUGGCUUAGGUAAUACUAAAGAUUGUCGAGAUGCUACUCCAAUUGCAUGUUUACGUGGUAGUCCCCUUGUUCACAUAGCUUGUGGUGCUCAUCAUUCUUUGAUAAUAUCAAAGAGCGGUACAGUUUUUACAUGUGGUCUUAAUGAAUCGGGUCAAUUAGGAGUUGGUGAUACUGAUACUCGUGUAUGGCCAAGUAAUGUUAAAGCAUUACAAUAUCAAAAAGUAGCAUAUGCUGCAUGUGGAGAAAAACAUUCAGUUGUUGUUACAUUUGAUGGUGGAGUAUUUUCAUUUGGAUCUGGUAUGCACGGACAACUUGGACAUAGUACAACCAAUGAUGAACUUUUACCAAGAAAAAUUUCAGAAUUAAUGGGUUCAGAAGUAUCACAAAUAGCUUGUGGAAGAUCUCAUACAGUCAUAUUCCUUCCAAAAUCUGGUCAAGUAUCGGUGUUUGGUUUAGCUUGUGCUGGUCGUUCAGAUACUCAUAUAACAACUUGUGUAACUAUACCACAAAAACUACCCAUACAUUUUUUAACACCAAAAACUAUGAAACAGCUUCAAAGACAAACGUCAGGUAGUAAUGGUUAUUCAUCGAAAUAUAAUAAAAUAAAACAAGAAGAUAUAUACAGUGAUCAAUCGUACAUACAAGUUAUAGGAAUUCAUGCCGGUGGUCAUCAAACAUUUGUUCGAAUUUCUCAUCAACCACAAGUUCCAGAUGAUUAUCGAACUUAUUAUACAAAUCGUCCAAUUCUUGAAUUAACUCUUGAUUUUGCAAAAUGGUUAUAUCAUGCACCUGAUUCACCUGAUACAUUAAAAGCUGCUAAACGAAAAUUAUCUCGCAUGUUUAAUACAGAAGCAUGUUUAAAUGGGUCAUUUUUAGCUUUACCAGAUGGACAUUUUCGUACAACAUCAAAUAAUCCCGGUAUUGAUCUUGAUCAAGUUAUUGCUGUUAUGGAAAAACUACGUUCAUGUGAUUCAACAAUUCAAGAAUUGUUAUGUGAAUAUAUUCAAUCUAUUCUUUUAUCAUUACCUGAAACAGCUCCAUGUUUUGAAGCUUUACGGGUCUAUCUUAUUCUACCAUUUUGUCAUAUAUUUGAAAAUGAAGAUAUGCUUGAAACUGUUAUUGCACCAUUUGCUCAAGCAACAACACGUUUGAAACCAAAAGCUGACGGGCGAGUAUUAGAUUAUUGGAUUUUAAGUAUUGGUCGACAGUUUGUUGAGAGAAUACUUGAAUUAUACAGACCACUUGUUGUUAAAGCUAUUCGUACUAAUCCUGGAACUCACGCAUUAGCUGCACAACAAUAUCAAGUAGUUUUAAAAUCGAUAUUAGAAUUACUUAAAAAAGUUCAUCAUGUUUCAUGUAAUAUGGCUAAACCUGAGUUAGUAGGCCAUGAUACAUUCUAUAUGAAAGAACUUAAUGAUUUAAUUGAUAUCAAACAAGAUUAUGAUUUUUGGCGAGAACGUCAACAUAACGGGGAUAAGAAAACAAUUUCAUUCUGUGAUUAUCCAUUUUUAUUUGAUCUUAAAGCAAAAAUUCUAUUACUUCAAUAUCAUGGACAACUUGAAAUGCAAGAAGCAAUACGUAACGCAUUUAUGCAUAAUUUUCAAACAAUGAUGGGUGCACAUAUUGAUACUGUUAAUCCUUUACUUGUACUACGCGUUAAUCGUGAAACAAUUGUACAAGAUACAAUCAAACAAUUAGAUAAAUAUAAAGAAGAAGAUUUUAAAAAACCAUUACAAGUUACAUUUCAAAAUGAAGAAGGUCUUGAUGCUGGUGGUAUACGUAAAGAAUUUUUUCUUUUAUUAACGAAAGAAAUAUUAAAUCCAAUAUAUGGAAUGUUUACCGUUUAUGAAGAAACAAAUACAAUAUGGUUUAGUGAAUAUAUGACGGAAGAAGAAACAAUGUAUAAAUUAAUAGGAACACUUUGUGCAUUAGCUGUAUAUAAUGUAACAAUCAUUGAUCUUCCAUUUCCAUUAGUUUUAUAUAAAAAACUAUUGAAAAAAGGUAAAAUUGAUCUUGAUGAUAUGAAAUCAUUAUCACCAUCAAUGUAUCAAAGUCUAAAAUCGGUAUUGGAUUAUAAAGAAGAUGAUCUUGAAACCGCACUUUGUUUAACAUUUGUAAUUGAUCGUGAAUUUUGUGGUGAAGUUCGUCAAACUGAAUUAAAACCAGGUGGUGCAUCAAUAAUGGUUAAUCAAAAGAAUAAACAAGAAUUUAUUGAGUUAUAUAUUGAUUAUAUUUUUAAUAAAUCAUGUGAAAAACAAUUUCACGCCUUUUCAGCCGGUUUUCGACGUGUUAUUAAUUCGAAACCAUUAGAAUUAUUUUAUCCCGAUGAAUUAAUGUCAUUUGUGGUAGGUAAUAGUAGUUAUGAUUGGAAUGAAUUUCAAAAGAAAACAGAAUAUAAAGGAGAAUAUCAUGCUAACCAUCAUGUUAUUCAAUGGUUUUGGCAAGUCUUUCAUAAAUUAGAUGACAAAGAUAAAAAAAAAUUUCUUUUAUUUCUUACUGGUUCCGAUCGAGUACCUGUCUUCGGAUGGAGUCAAACAUUGCCGAUGACAAUUCAACGAAGUCAUAGUGAUGAUAUUCAUUUACCUGUUAGUCAUACAUGUUUUAAUAUUCUUGAUUUACCAUCAUAUUCGUCAAAAGAAAUACUAAAAUCUAAAUUACUUGAAGCUAUACAACACAAUCAAGGUUUUAAUAUUGUUUAA
Molecule: messenger RNA, 3201 nt
Organism: Adineta steineri
Lineage: Eukaryota; Metazoa; Rotifera; Eurotatoria; Adinetida; Adinetidae
Source: the annotation of a GenBank genome assembly